Messenger RNA from Scomber japonicus (chub mackerel), 2141 nucleotides. RefSeq names its product adaptor related protein complex 2 subunit sigma 1 (gene ap2s1). The coding region runs from base 160 to 588 and encodes 142 amino acids. Gene Ontology annotation, cellular component: AP-2 adaptor complex; intracellular membrane-bounded organelle; membrane coat. NCBI's taxonomy places the organism in Eukaryota, Metazoa, Chordata, Actinopteri, Scombriformes, Scombridae. Gene Ontology annotation, molecular function: clathrin-cargo adaptor activity. The record is from RefSeq and is a predicted model, not a curated record. Gene Ontology annotation, biological process: clathrin-dependent endocytosis; intracellular protein transport. The transcript is spliced from 5 exons.
GCAUUGCCAAUCAGCGUAACUUGUACUUCCUGUUAGCCGGUUGAAGAUAGCGGACAAGCGGUCGAAAAAAAUACUGAUGCAUUUAUGUAAAAAGUGUAGCAUAAUUAUUUAGGAACGUGUUACCCUGGAGUAUAUAAGGUCCAUAUUUAGGAGUCGAAAAUGAUCCGUUUCAUCCUGAUCCAGAACCGAGCUGGAAAGACGCGACUGGCCAAAUGGUAUAUGCAGUUUGAUGAUGAUGAGAAGCAGAAGUUGAUAGAGGAAGUACAUGCUGUGGUAACUGUCAGGGAUGCCAAGCACACCAACUUUGUGGAGUUCAGGAACUUCAAGAUCAUCUACCGUCGUUACGCUGGUCUCUACUUCUGCAUUUGUGUGGAUGUGACUGACAACAACCUGGCAUACCUCGAGGGGAUCCACAACUUUGUAGAGGUGCUGAAUGAGUAUUUCCACAACGUGUGUGAAUUGGACCUUGUGUUCAACUUCUACAAGGUGUACACGGUGGUGGAUGAGAUGUUCCUAGCGGGAGAAAUCAGGGAGACCAGUCAGACCAAGGUCCUCAAGCAGCUGCUCAUGCUCCAGUCGCUUGAGUAGGAAACAGACAACCAUGCUUCUUACCUGCCCAUUAAUCUGCUGCCCUGGCAUCUAAACUAACCCAACCCUUUAUUCUUGUCACUCUGGAAAGGAUUCCCCCCUUAUCAUUUCCUGCCUCCACAGAGCAGACGCCACCCCUUACAGAACUUCAGGAGGGGAACGUUUAGGAAUAGAAAUGCAUAGUAUUGUUUACAAAUGGAUAUAUGUAAUAUGGAAGUUAAAGUAACCAGUUUGUCAUAGCAGUCAAUGUGUUGCAAUAUUCUGUAUCUGUACGGCUAAUGAAUUCGCCUUGUAUAAAGGCAGUACAUUUCAACAUGUUGCAGAUAUGACCAAGUCACAUUUCAUAUACCGCUCUGAGUUCAAAUUAACUUCAUAUCCUCUGUUUACUUUUCCCAAAGCUAGGGACUACAGGAAUUAGUCAUUUCAUACAAUAACCUUCAUUUAUUCAUCUGCAGUGUAGAAACACUGAUAAAGAUCCACCAGUGUGGCGCUGCCCUCCCCUGCCCUCCUCCUCACCCUUCAUUAACCUCAACAUUCAUUUAAUGGCACUACUGUAACAAACAAGCACCAUAUAUGAGGAGAAACCGCCUAUAAUGAUCCACGUGCAUCCAACACGUCAACUUACAGCAAUCUUGCCUGUAUAAAAACAUGUAAAGAUGAGAUCUUGCCAGUGAUGUCGUAUUAGACUUGUCAUGGCAACUUUGCAUUUUAUAUCUGAAUCACAGUGCAAGCAAACUACAGCUAGACAGCCCUUUAGAGCAAUUGACCCACCACGUCAAGUUCAUAAUUAAAUGGAGGGUACUUAGGAUGAGUGCCAUUUUGAUGGUGUGUUAUGGGAACCUGUGCGGUGUCAGACAUCCUCAUGGCUGACGAUGAUAAUAAACAGUGUAGGUUAUGUUAUCUCAGAUGGCUGCACUCUGGGUGUUGUAAUCAUUACGAUGGCAUCUCAAGUAAUGCGGAUCAUUUGAUGCAACUCUACAUUAAAUGGUGCUUGUUGGUCACAUUUAUAACACUUAAUACACGCUCAGAUGGAAAACAACCUGGAAAUACAAAUUAUAUUUUACAUAAAGCAGUACUGUGAAGUUUACUUCAUAUGGUCUGUACAUACAGUGUCUCUUGCAUAUGUUGAAUAUUGUGAAAUGAUCACAUUCAUUCCAGAGUGAUUCCUGCUCACUAUAUGUAUGAUCUGAACAGUAUUUACUUGUUUGAGAUCCAUGAAAUUCCUUUGGCAUAACAUCAAAUGAACAGGCUUUUAAAUUUCUCAAAGCCUUAUGACAAAGACAAACUACUUUUAUGUUGUUGAGACUGCCUGUCAUACUCUAGUUUUAAUCAUAUCGAGUCACAAGGGUAUCAAAGGUGGUUUCAAAUGUUACUGUUGUUGAAUUUUGAAUUUUUUUAAUGAUUAGGCAAUAGUGAAAUAUGUACUGCUUCCCUUCUUGUCCACCUGUGUGAAUUUGUUGAUGGAAGAUGUGUGUUUGUAUGUAUUACUCAACCACCCCCUUCAAUAUGUCCCAUUAUAUGUAAAUAAAAUAAAAGAUGAAGAGAUACAUGAA